This is a messenger RNA of Dibothriocephalus latus, 699 nucleotides long. The record is from the annotation of a GenBank genome assembly. Lineage: Eukaryota; Metazoa; Platyhelminthes; Cestoda; Diphyllobothriidea; Diphyllobothriidae.
AUGAGGAAUUCCACGAAAGUUGCAAAGCUUCGUGUAACGGGUAGGAAUAUUCUCCUCUCACAAACUUUUCUCAGUCCCUAUGACGGAAGAUGGAGCAAGACUAUGAUCGGCUAUGGGCCUGAGGAUACUCAUUUCGUCUUAGAGUUGACUUACAAUUAUGGAAUUAGUAGUUAUAGGCAUGGAAACGAUUUCAAGGCUGUGCACAUUAACUCGUCCGACGUUUUCGAACGUGUCAAAAAGAUUUCGAAUGUAUCCAAAGUAAAUGAGAAUUACUGGGUUAAAAAAUUGGGUAUGAAUCAACUGGAAUCCACCGAUUCAUAUACUGUCCUCUCUUAUGGGGAUGGCCAGUGUCAUUUACGCAUUACACGAGAAUCAUCGCCAAUCGAUCGCGGUCAAGCCUUCGGUAGAAUUGCGUUCUCGUGUCCCAGAUCUGAGCUUCCGAAAAUCCAACAAAAAAUAGAGGCCGAUAAUCAGACAAUUCUAACUCGCCUUGUCAGUCUGGACACCCCCGGGAAGGCCACCGUCGAUGUCGUCAUACUUGCUGAUCCGGAUGGACAUGAGAUAUGUUUUGUUGGUGACGAGGCCUUCCGUGAACUUUCUCAAGUGGACCCGAAAGCCGAUGAACUUUUGUCUGAAGCCAUGACUUCUGAUAGUAGUGAUGCCUGGUUCGAGAAACGCGGUGGCAAGCCGAAGCUCUGA